AUGUGCUGUGGGGACGAUUGUCAGUGUCGGCCUUUAGGCUUCCUUUUGGGCCUCCCAUUCGCCUUCGUCUCUCUUUUACUCUCUCUCGUCGGCGUCCUUAUCUGGAUUCUCGGGACUGUGGUGAGUUGCUUGUGCCCGUGUUGCCUGUGCGUGACGGUGAUCGUAGAGCUAGCGCUGGGGCUCAUUAAAGCCCCCUUUUCUGUCAUGAAGUGGUUUACAGAGCAAAUUCCUUGUUAG
This is a messenger RNA of Striga hermonthica, 237 nucleotides long. The record is from the annotation of a GenBank genome assembly. Lineage: Eukaryota; Viridiplantae; Streptophyta; Magnoliopsida; Lamiales; Orobanchaceae.